Messenger RNA from Porites lobata, 468 nucleotides. NCBI's taxonomy places the organism in Eukaryota, Metazoa, Cnidaria, Anthozoa, Scleractinia, Poritidae. The record is from the annotation of a GenBank genome assembly.
AUGUUAGCAACACAAACGCACAAGGUAAACAUCAUUGAUAUAUACAUGACAUGCUAUAAGAGGCCGCGUUGCAUUGUAGGGCGAUUUGAACGAAAGUGUUCGUAUAUUGAUACGCAGCUUAUGGUUUUCAGAGUUUUUGGCCGAGUUUUCGAUUAAAUUAUCUUCCAAUGCGAUUCUUAGAUUGUCUGGUGUGUUGUAAAUUACGCAAGUGAUAUAUCCUAUACGCAUCUGAUAAGAACAUUUUGGAAGAAACGUUUCUUUACAUACUUUCAACUUUGCCGUCGAGCGGUAAGUAGGUGAAGUCUGUCGAGUAUUAACUACAUCACCAUUACAGAAUGUUAUGUCAAAGUUAACUGCUCGUUGCUCGUUUUUUCUUAACCUGUCGGUAACCUGUUGGUUAGCUGUCGGUAGACUGUCGGUAACCUGUCGGUCAACUGUCGGCCGACAGUUGACCGACAGUCGGCCGAC